This is a messenger RNA of Anopheles gambiae (African malaria mosquito), 3421 nucleotides long. RefSeq names its product kynurenine 3-monooxygenase (gene cn). Lineage: Eukaryota; Metazoa; Arthropoda; Insecta; Diptera; Culicidae. Gene Ontology annotation, biological process: NAD+ metabolic process; L-tryptophan catabolic process; quinolinate biosynthetic process. Gene Ontology annotation, molecular function: FAD binding; NAD(P)H oxidase H2O2-forming activity; kynurenine 3-monooxygenase activity. The transcript has 7 exons. Bases 1902 to 3362 code for a protein of 486 amino acids. Gene Ontology annotation, cellular component: mitochondrial outer membrane. The record is from RefSeq and is a predicted model, not a curated record.
AAUUUGAAUAAGCCACUUGAUUUGUUUUUUGAUGCCUUCAAUAUGCUAUUAAUCCAUCAUUUAAAGGAUAUAUUUUCUUGUGAAAUUUUAUACUGUUAUCAGAUCAUCUUUUAAAAGCAAACAAACCCCCAAACCUGGUCGAUGUCACAUAAAGCAUUGCGUGUGUUUGCGAUAAGAUCAAUCGCAUCGGGAUCAACAGCACGUCAUACACACCCAUCGGUAGAUCAUCUCGGAAGCAGUAAGUGAACCGAAAUUUAUUGCCAAUGAUGCAAACAAAACGGCAGCAUACUUUAACUGAUAACGGAAAGCAGCAUUUUCAAACGCCACAACGUAUUCCGAUGUCGUUCGCACAGUCGGUACAGUAGUGUAGUUUGAUGAGUAAGCAAAGCAUCGAUGAUAAGCGGUAGCAACGAUCCACGGUUGUAGUUUCGUGUCUGCAUCACGUCUAGUGUGCGCCAGUCUGGAAUGUACAGAAAUUGCAGUCUCCGUGGCUCCAUUAUCACCACGACGAUAUCAUCCCGUAGCAUUACACCUAUUCUCAGAAUCUACCCCACGGGUUUGUCCGUUUAAUUACAACCAAACAAACAGAAGAUUUGAUGCAGCGAACAUUAAACAUUUGGAGCCACCUUUACGCGAACUACACACAACAGCCUACUGUUGUAUCCAUGUCCAAACGCUUGCGACAGGCAAACAGCAUGCAGUCGGUAGCACAUUGCGCUCGAGCGCGCGCGCGCGCUCGCGUCACAGCUUUACUGCAUGGUCAUAUUUAGCAAAGCCCGCGUUCUUCACGGUAAUCUUGGCUAAGAUUUAAUUGUGAGAGGUUUAUUUACAGCUGCGCGCGCUUGUCAACCAUAAGCCGAACUCUCUGGGAUGGAAGUUUCUCGCUUUUGUUUGUGGAUUAAGUAGCUAUUCUUAUUUUAAAAAAGCAGAAACUUGUUCUGCAUUCAAAUUACUGGUUUUAUUUCGCUGGUAUACUGCCAAAAAAAAUACAUUCAAUUAAAAACUAAUCAAAUGAAAUCAGCUUAAACCGUGUGCCAAACUAGAACAUUCGCUACCACGAGCCAAAAGUAAAAACACUUCACAUUGCAUUGAUAGGAAUCAACGGACCGCGUGCCUUGCGUUCCUCCUUACUAGACCAACUUGGGUUUAAUUAACUUCCAAAAAUUAUUGUAGCACACACACAUAAAUAAAACAAAAAACUAAAUCUUAACAUUAUCACUUAUGUUUCGCAUUAAAAAAAUGACAAAGAGCCGCUUCCUCUCCAAAGCAUUCGGAAACGGAGUUAGUAUUAUUCUCUUCCCUUUUUUUUGUUUUGUUUGAGGGAUAAUAAGAUCAGCAUACCAUACCAUUAGAAACCUUUUUAAGUGGGGAGGGAGCCCGUUGGCUUUGGCGUCGUAUUACCACGCACAAAUACACAAAUAGAUUGACUAUUAGAGAGAAGAGGGGACAAAAACUAUUUGAAGAAAUGUGAUAACGUUGCCUCCGCGCGAAAGCUUUUUGUGGCCUACUGAGGCGAAACAGCAGAGAGUAUGUUCGCGCGCGCGCGCGCAAGGGAGAGAGAGAGAUAGCGAUGGAACGGCAGGACGAACGAGACACAGUCACACACAGACACGCAGCACGUACCGGUUCAUGUCUCGUCCAAAGGCUUUUUCUGUGGCCGUAGACCCUACGCUGGGCUCAAUUCCGUUCGAACGCUUGGCCGUGCCGGUUCUCUGCGGAAACAGACGCUGGAUCUCACGCGUACACGUGUUUUAGUGUAGCCGCUUACGUUCCUAUUUAUUAUUUCUCCGUGUCGUCGUCGUGCCUUUUGUUUUGUGUGAAGUGUGAUUGCGUGUUUUGGUUUGUGUUAAGGCUCUAAUAGUUAAGGAUAUAAAGUAACAAAACAACUCCCGCACACAAAAAUGGCAACUGCAAGCGACAGCAAGUACAAGCGCACCAACACGAACGGCAUGCAGCAUCACCCGCUGGAUGUGGCCAUCGUUGGUGGUGGUUUGGUUGGCUCACUGUUGGCGCUUCACCUGGGCAAGAAGGGCCACGAGGUGAAUCUGUACGAAUACCGUGAAGACAUCCGCACGGCCGAGCUGGUGAUUGGGCGCAGCAUUAACCUAGCCCUGUCCGCGCGUGGCCGCCGGGCGCUGGCCGAGGUGGGGUUGGAGGAUGCCCUGCUCAACCACGGCAUACCGAUGUCCGGCCGUAUGCUGCACGACGUCAACGGCAAGUGCAAAAUCGUCCCGUACGAUGCAAACACCAACCAGUGCAUCUACUCGGUCGGCCGAAAGCAUCUGAACGAGGUGCUGCUCAACGCGGCCGAGAAAUACCCGAACAUCCACCUGCACUUCAACCACAAGCUGGUCAGCGCCAACCUGGACGAGGGCAACCUGUCGAUGGUUGACCCCGUCACGAAAGAUGUCAAGAGCGCCCGGGCGGACCUGAUCGUCGGCUGCGACGGGGCGUACAGUGCGGUGCGGAAGGAAAUCGUCAAGCGGCCGCGGUACGACUUCAGCCAGACGUACAUCGAGCACGGCUACCUGGAGCUCUGCAUACCGCCGACCGCCGGCGGGGAGUUCGCGAUGCCCCACAACUAUCUGCACAUCUGGCCGCGCGGCCAGUUCAUGAUGAUCGCGCUGCCGAACCAGGACCGCACCUGGACGGUGACGCUGUUCAUGCCGUUCACGCAGUUCCACAGCAUUACCGACCAGGGCCUGCUGCUCGACUUCUUCCGCCAGCACUUCCCGGACGCGAUCGAGCUGAUUGGGCGCGAGCGGCUGGUGAAGGAUUUCUUCAAAACGAAGGCCCAACCGCUGGUGAUGAUCAAGUGCCGGCCGUACCACAUCGGCGCGAAGGCACUGAUCAUUGGCGAUGCGGCGCACGCGAUGGUCCCGUUCUAUGGGCAGGGCAUGAACGCGGGCUUCGAGGACUGCAGCGUGCUGACGGAGCUGUUCAACCAGUACGGGACGGAUCUGACGCGCAUACUGCCCGAGUUUAGCGAGAAGCGCUGGGAGGAUGCCCACGCCAUCUGUGAUCUGGCAAUGUACAACUACAUCGAGAUGCGCGACUUGGUUACCAAACGGUCGUACCUGCUGCGCAAGAAGCUGGACGAGCUGCUGUUCUGGAUGAUGCCGAACACGUGGGUCCCGCUGUACAACUCCGUCUCGUUCUCGCACAUGCGCUACAGCAAGUGCAUCGCCAACCGGGCCUGGCAGGAUAAGAUUCUCACACGCGUACUGUACGGUGCGUCGAUUGCGUCGGUUGCCGCUAUCGGCGGUCUCUGCUACCGGCACGUGACUAUGGGCCAUCUCGAGCGGCUGUCGACGCGCAUCCUAUCCACCUUCCAGCUGCUGAAACCGAAAGCAAGCGUCUAACUGUGCCCCCCCGUACCAUUCGUUUAUUGCUAAAAAAUAAAACUUAUAUACUCAUUCAA